UGGUGACAUGCCUCUCCAGGCAUGGGAGGUACUCCCCGCCAACAAGUCAGAACAAUUCCACACCUCUGACGGCCGUGAGUCAUUUAUUACUCUGGGAGCAGGCACAGCGCUCAGUAAGAGAGCAGUCUGCAAACGGCAGCAGUCCUCCGAUGCUUCCUUUCCCGGCUGCACGCUCCUCUAAAGCUCGCAAACCUCUACUGUGUUUACCGACUGAAGAAGACCACAUUUUUUACGUCAAGAUAUGGCAAAACUCCUUGGACAAAUGGAAGGCAACAGCACCGGACUGGCGAUUAUGGAAGAAGACAACUGCACAACGGAAAACAGGCAGCUGUACGUCUUCUACUCCUCCGUGAUGAUAGUGGAGUUCAUAGUGGGCCUGCCCCUCAAUCUCACCGUUCUCUACCUCUUCAUCUUCAAGCUGAAGUUCUGGAAGUCCAACAGCAACACAAUCUUCCUUUUCAACCUGGUCUUAGCCGACAUACUUCUGCUUAUCUGCCUGCCCGUGAAGGCCUACCACUUUCAGAUAGGGGUGCGACGCAGCAACGACGAGUUCGUCUGCAAGGGGAUGCUCUUCAUGCUAUUCCUGAACCGAGGGGCCAGCAUCGCCUUCCUGACCGUCAUCUCCGUCGACCGCUACUUCAGCGUGGUCCACCCCCGAAAGAAGAACUUCCUCAAGGUCCUGAAGAGAUCGCCUCAGGUUUCGGUCCUCAUCUGGGCGCUCCUGCUCCCCCUGACCAUUCCCACCAUGCACAAGUCGUUCGAGUGCUGCAACAGCUACGGACGCGAGGACGACCAUUUCACCGACACUUUGAGGGAGAUCGUGUUUUUCACCCAGAUUCUCAUCCCCUUCUUUGUCCUGGUCUUCUGCACUGUGCAGGUUAUACAGAGGCUGAAGAGGAAGACUGUGGGGGACAGAACCAAGCUUCGCAGGGCUGUGUUUCUGGUCACCUCCGUUGUGCUGGUUUUCUCCAUCUGCUUCUUACCCUGCACCAUAUCCAGAAUGAUACUGCUGAUCUUCAGAGUCCAAGAGAUGCACAACAAAGAAGAUAUAGCCGUUCAGGUACAUGAUGGCCUCAUGGUCUUCUCCUAUUUGGACUGUUUGCUGGACCCAUUGGUGUAUUGCUUCUGCAGUGCGCGGUUCAAAGAACUGUACAUAUCAAACAUUUUCCCAUUCCUUCUGCCCAAGAAAAAACCCAACCUGUGACAUCACAGUCUGCAGUCACAGCCUGUGCACGGACCUAGACGAAGGAAUACCACAUCUAACCUCGCUGAGUUCAUCUGUUCUUCUGAAUGCUUCAGUGCUUUUUAAAUACUCCUAUAGCAGUACAAUAUUACUUAAAAAAAACUUUUAUCAUAAGUAUACACUACUUAUAUUUUUUAAG
This is a messenger RNA of Anguilla anguilla (European eel), 1382 nucleotides long. RefSeq names its product G protein-coupled receptor 31 (gene gpr31). The record is from RefSeq and is a predicted model, not a curated record. Bases 242 to 1204 code for a protein of 320 amino acids. Gene Ontology annotation, cellular component: membrane. Gene Ontology annotation, molecular function: G protein-coupled receptor activity. Lineage: Eukaryota; Metazoa; Chordata; Actinopteri; Anguilliformes; Anguillidae. Gene Ontology annotation, biological process: G protein-coupled receptor signaling pathway. The transcript is spliced from 2 exons.